Acanthopagrus latus (yellowfin seabream) is the source of this 1353-nucleotide messenger RNA. It is a transcript of the gene sdhdb, whose product is annotated as succinate dehydrogenase complex, subunit D, integral membrane protein b. The coding region runs from base 111 to 587 and encodes 158 amino acids. Gene Ontology annotation, cellular component: mitochondrial envelope; membrane. Gene Ontology annotation, molecular function: heme binding; ubiquinone binding. Lineage: Eukaryota; Metazoa; Chordata; Actinopteri; Spariformes; Sparidae. The record is from RefSeq and is a predicted model, not a curated record. Gene Ontology annotation, biological process: tricarboxylic acid cycle; mitochondrial electron transport, succinate to ubiquinone. The transcript is spliced from 4 exons.
CUGAGACGACAGUGUUUUGCUGAUCUCCUCGAACGUCCAACAUCUUUGUGCCGCUGACGACUCGACAACUACAUCCGGGUAACCGUGGUGACCUUGGUUGGUUGAUCAUCAUGGCGGCUAUCGUCAGGUUGAGUGCUCUCUGUCGCAGAGGUGUCAAACCUCUGUUCUACCAAACGACUUUGCUGGCCAGGCCGCUGGUUAUACCACACAAACAUCAGGAGCAGCCCUACAUGCUGACAGCAAGGAUUCAUGCAUCGCAGGCUCUGUACGCUGGCUCUGGCUCCAAAGCUGCCUCCCUGCACUGGACAGCAGAGCGAGUGCUGAGCAUCUUGCUGCUGGCCAUGGGACCCGUGGCCUAUUUUAACCCCAGUCCUGUCAUUGAUUACUCCCUGGCUGCUGCCUUGACCCUGCAUGGACACUGGGGUAUCGGGCAGGUGGUAACAGACUACGUUCACGGUGACACAAAGAUCAAGAUGGCCAAUGCAGGUCUCUUCCUCCUGUCCACGGUCACCUUCGCUGGUCUUUGCUAUUUCAACUACAACGACGUGGGCAUCUGCAAAGCUAUCGGCCUGCUCUGGAGCAAAUAAAUAUGAGUGUGGACUGGAAAACUUAGGAGGACCUAGACACUGGGAGGGGAGCAGUCUUGUCCUGGCUGAUUGUAAAAAUUCAAGGUGUUCUGUGUAAAUUCUUAUAAAUAUAUCAUUUUGACAAUAUUACGGUGAUUCACAAUUGUGUAAUUGUAACGUCGAUCAAUACAAUGGUUUGCCACUGGGAUCCAUUUCCUGUUGAAAUAUGUGAGAAAUUAGCCUCUGCUAGCAUUCACUGUGGACUUAAUUAAAGCUAUGUUUCCCUAUAGUUUUGAUCCCAAGCAACACCAUGUCCAGUUUUCAAAAUGUCAAUUCCAACUUUGCAAAUAAGAGAACCAGUGUCGAGACAUGUACUUGUUCUAUUUACUGGGCACAUGCAUGUUUUCAACAAGACAGCCAUGACUUCUAGCAAGUCUUACAGGACAGUGCUGUUAUACAUCUAAUUUAUUUUUUCAUGUUCAGGUCAUCUUUGUGGAAGAUUUCUUAAAUGUCUCAUUUCCAUCACAGUAUGUCUACAUACUACCCCUUGCUCGUGAACCCAUCAGGGAUAACCGGGGCAGCACUACAGAUUAGAGCAGUGUUUAUAGAAGAGUUGACACCACCCCUCCACUCCACCCCCGUUUACGAGUGAUUCAACAUGUCCACUUAAUGUGUCUUUUGUCAUCAAGGCCUGAUCUUUUCAACGCAGCCUCAGUGUCCCCCUGUGUCUCUGCUGGCUAUGUUUUAAGCAACUUAAAGUCAGAGGAUGUAUUUUGUAUGUGCAGUA